AUGAAGAAAUCACCAUCGUUAGAGAAAGAAGACAACCAGAUGCAGAUCGAAAACGUCGACCGGAUCAGCAAACUUCCGGACGAUAUGUUGCUCAAAAUACUAAAGAGCUUGUCAACAGAGAAAGCGGUUCAGACAAGUUUGUUGUCCAAACGGUGGGAAGGUGUUUGGAAGCAAAUGCCUUAUCUCUUCUUCGAUAUGAAAAAUGCUCUCAAGGUGGAGUUGCCUCUAGCCGAACAAUCUCAUUUCAUUGCCCAAUUGAUAACCAAGAUUAUAAAUAAUCACAAUGGCAAUCUGGAGCGCUGCAAAAUCCUGCAUAUGACACCCCAAACUGAAGAUGUUGAUGUGCUCAACACGGUCAUUGCAUCGUGCCCCUCCCUCAAGAUGCUGGUACUAGAAAUCUUCCAGAGCAGCCGAAGUGGCUGUCUGAAGAUUCAUAACGACAACUUAAAGUUUGUGCAUCUAACUUGCCCUGAAAUUGAUAACAUUGAAGUGUCUGCAGCUCUUCUGGACAUAUUCUCUGUUCACGGUAUUGAACUUGAGAGCGGGAAUAAUAUCGUUCUUGACGCCCCAAGAUUACUUCAGUUUGGUCGAAGAUUGUGGAAGAUACUUCAAAGUUUGCCUCACAUAAUCUACAAUAUCUCAUGCGACACUCAGGGGAAUGAAAAGAUUGGGCAUGAAUUCGUGAUGAACAUAGAAAAUUACUCCAUGGUUGUGUUUGCAAUUUUGGCGGUGAAUGUGGAUAUGAUGAAUCCAAAAGAAGUUUACAUGCUAAAGCAAGUUUUAGAUGCAUGGGCUAGAGACUUGCAAGUACUCAAUAUCUUCUUUAAGGAUAACGAUAUUCACAAGAAAGAAGGUGAAUCUUCUAUUGACGGAAUACAAAAUAAGUGGCAGAAUUGCUUUCUCAGUGUUGAUUUCCGUGUGAGAAGUGUGUGUUUGCAUAACUUCAAUGGUUUGGAUGAGGAUCAAUUUGCUUUAGCUGCAAGUUUUGUGAUACAAGGGAAGAUGAUGCAAAGUUUGAUGAUAGAGACGUUUUCGCUUCCAGCAAACAAAAAGUUGGCAGUAGAUAUUGCAGUGGAAAAAUUGAUGAAACUUCCAAAAGGUAACAAGAACCUUAAUAUUCAAUACAUUUGA
Brassica napus (rape) is the source of this 1131-nucleotide messenger RNA. Its product is annotated as putative F-box protein At1g67390. The coding region runs from base 1 to 1131 and encodes 376 amino acids. NCBI's taxonomy places the organism in Eukaryota, Viridiplantae, Streptophyta, Magnoliopsida, Brassicales, Brassicaceae. The transcript has 5 exons. Gene Ontology annotation, molecular function: protein binding. The record is from RefSeq and is a predicted model, not a curated record.